Messenger RNA from Seriola dumerili (greater amberjack), 4457 nucleotides. It is a transcript of the gene zbtb1, whose product is annotated as zinc finger and BTB domain containing 1. Gene Ontology annotation, molecular function: protein binding. The transcript has 2 exons. The coding region runs from base 662 to 2722 and encodes 686 amino acids. Lineage: Eukaryota; Metazoa; Chordata; Actinopteri; Carangiformes; Carangidae. The record is from RefSeq and is a predicted model, not a curated record. Gene Ontology annotation, biological process: regulation of cytokine production; negative regulation of transcription by RNA polymerase II; regulation of immune system process.
CGUAAUUAUCAGGUCAGAAACAACUAAAGAAAAACAAUUUUUGGAGAAAUCAACUCAUGAAACAACUCUCUAUCUUAAUGAAUCUUCAGUUUACUGUAUUUUGGGGGUUUUGUUUUGGUGGAGUGAAUUUAUAUGUGGAUGUUUAUAUGUACUUAAACAAUUGUGUGUGUAUUUUCUACAUAUUACUGUUUUGAUAGUGACAAGUUAUCUGUUCAAUCGCAGGUUAGUAAUAAAAUAAUAAAACACAAACAGACAACAUGAUUUAGCUUUUUACCAGUGAGUGAAAUGAAAUCAGUCUGUUCUUUCUACGACUGUUCUGUUUCUCUGUCUUUAUCUUUUAAUUCUUCGGAAAAUAAACUAUACUUCUAUAAAUCUUUUCAAAUAGGCUGUUCCAGAUCAACAUUAUUUUGAAGGCCAGUAUUUGACCGGAAGUCCCAUUUUCUUCUUCUUCGGAUUUCCUUACUGUGUAUGGUUUGACGGAGCGGCAGUCUGUGCGGAAGUUCUUUCAUCCUGCAGGAGGAGAAGAAGAAGAGACUUCUCCUUCGUCUCCCCGCCUGAACACAACAAACCUCCGGACAGGAGCCUCCGGGGCCCCGGGAACAUUCACACACUCGCCGCCGACUGCAGCAGCUCCUCUGCCAGCCUCCAGAACCCACGGGCGAUGGCGAGGCCGAGCCACAGCGAUCACGUCCUCCAGCAGCUCAACAACCAGCGGGAGUGGGGCUUCCUGUGCGACUGCCUCAUCGCUAUCGGUGACAUUUACUUCAGGGCGCACAAGGCCGUGCUGGCGGCCUGCAGCUCCUACUUCAGGAUGAUGUUCAUCCGGGACCAGCAGGGGGCGGGCCGUCUGGACCUCAGCAACAUGCAGAUCAGCGCAGAGUGUUUUGACCUCAUUCUGCAGCUCAUGUACCUCGGACGCAUUGUCGUGGGGAGCUACGAGUUUGACGAGCUCAAGGCCUCCAUGGCGUACCUGCAGAUGUACUAUAUCCCCGACUCACUGGAGGAUCUCAGGGACAUCAGGAGCUCCAACCUCACCCCGUCCUCCUCAGCCUCGUCCUCAUCCUCAUCCAGUUCCUCCACUGGCCCCGCCGGCGGGAAAAUGAUGUUUGGAGUACGCAUGUACGAGCAGCAGAGGCCCGCUGCACCGGAAGUGGAGCGUUUACCGAAACCUGUCAACAGCAGCGCCGCACGUCCAGCUGCUCCAGCAACGGUCACUAGGCCGGCAGUGGCUGAGGAGGUGGUGAACACCCCUCUGAUGGUGGCGCCACCAGCUGUGGACGGAGCGGCGGAGCAGCCGUGUGACUUGAGAAAGAGGUCCAGCGGCAGAAGUUCAACUCUUAAAGACCGCCCUCGGUUCGGCCGAACCUACACCUGUGAUGACUGCGGCUUUGUCUUCAGCUGCGAGAAGCUUUUAAUCGAGCACAUCCUGACCUGCACUAACCGGAAGGCCUAUCAUCCUCCAAGAGGUAACGCCGAAGGCGACAACGACUCGAGUAAAGCUGAGAGCUCUGCAUCCGAGAGCACAGAGGAACACAGGGUCCUCUGUAAAGGCGAGGACGACUGGCCUGAGCCCAAGGCCGACUCUGACCUCACCAUCAGGUCGGUGGCAGCCGGGACAGAUGGCGAGCCCGGGUCGACUAGAAGCAUCUCCAUCAAGACAGAACCAGAAGAAAGCAUGUUCCCUGAGAUCGAGGUGGUCCGGGUCGGCGAGCACACCGCCAGAGACUGUAGCACACGGUUCAGUGACGUCACACGGAAAGACUUGCUGAAGGAGAAAAAGUCAUCGGACCGUGAACCAGAGCCCGGUGUCUCAGGUUUGGAGAACAGCAGCGAGCCUUUUGAAAGCCACAUGUCCAGCAGCGAUGAUUCAGGGAUUCCUGCGAAGCUUCGUAAAGUCAAAGACGAGAAGCAGGACACCGACUGUGCCCCUUGUGAACUGUGUGGUGCUCUGUUAACGGAGGAGGACAAGUCAGCCCACUACCUGUCCAACCACAUGGGUCAUAUAUGUGCCUGUGGACGGUGUGGCCAGGUGUUGAUCAAAGGCCGGCAGCUCCAGGAACAUGCAGAACGCUGUGGAGAAUCUCAUGGCGGUGAGUCGGACUCCCACGGGGAGGACGAGGUGUCCCUGCUGGAGGAGCCGCAGGGGAUGGAGGAGGGCCUGCUGGAGGCCGCCGACCUGGCCUGCCCUCACUGCGGUCUGCUCUUCCAGAACGAGAGCCUGGCGCUGGAGCAUGCCUUGUCCUGCCACGACCAGGAGCUGUUCCGCCCGGUGCUGCUAGAGGAGGGCGCCGAACCAGAUCAUCGCCGCAAACACUUCUGCAGCAUCUGCGGCAAAGGCUUCUACCAGCGCUGCCACCUGCGGGAACACUACACCGUCCACACCAAGGAGAAGCAGUUCACCUGCCAGACCUGCGGGAAGCAGUUCCUGCGUGAACGUCAGCUCAGGCUGCACACCGACAUGCACAAAGGCAUGGCGCGCUACGUGUGCCCGGUCUGCGACCAGGGAACCUUCCUCAAACACGACCACGUUCGACACAUGAUCUCCCACCUGUCUGCUGGGGAAACCAUCUGCCAGGUGUGUUUCCAGAUCUUCCCAGGUGGAGAGCAGCUGGAGAAACACAUGGACGUCCACCUGUACAUCUGCGGCGUCUGUGGAGAGAAGUUCCGCCUCCGUAAAGACAUGAGGAGCCACUAUAACUCCAAACACACCAAGAGAUUAUAGGAAGGACCCAAAACAUCUGCAUUUAUACUAGUUUGUUACUUAAAAAGCCAUAAAUGUGAGAACAAAUGUAUGCACUUGAACCCCAAAAAGACAACUUUUUAAUCUGCACUUUUAAGUAUAUGCAUAACCUAAACGGGCGUUCAUACUGCGAGCAGCAGGCUGGUGAUUGGUCGCUGGGUAACGGCUCUGUGUAUCAGUCUACAGCUUCUUGCUUUGAUAAGGUGACAUUAAGUUAAUACAGCUCAGAAAAACACGUAUCACAUUUUCACAGCUUUGAAUUAGGAUUUUAUGAGACAUCUCCUUGUCUUGUUUGUCAGCAUCAAUGUCUGUAGAUGAAACAAUCACAAAAGGCGGUAAACGAUCAAGUUUAGAAACCUGGCCGGCUGUUGUCACAGGUGGUGUUAGACACCCAUCAUAGCUAACCAGCUUAAUAGCUAACGAGUUGUAUAUUAUUAUUUAGAAUAUUUAUAAAGAUCUGGGGUUUUUUAUACAGGUGAUAAAUGUGAUAUUUAGAUGUCAGGAAAUUUGGAAUCACACAGGAACAGAGCUUUAGUUCCCUCCGUCCAAAAUGAUUCUUAAAGCUGUAAAAACCCAAAGAAAUAAAACGAGCAAAGGGAGAGAGCAGAUCCUCACACUGGAGGAGUUUGAACCAUUAUUGCUCAUCUGUGAAUCGACAAAUCAUUUUAGCACUAGAAUGUACCAAAGUCAUGUUGGUGGGUGGAGAGAGAUGGACUCCCAUCAUGCCUCUCCACCCGACUGGUUUGUGAUUGUGUUGCUCGCAGUGUGAACUCGCGGUCAGACGGGAAGUUCACUCCAAAACAAACACGGACCUACGCUCCUGAUCCUGUGACAGUCUGACCACCGCACGGUGAUGGAGGAAGAAGAUGGAGGACGUGGUGAUAAAAGUCAAAGCUGGCACAAUCCCUGAUGGAAUUAACCAAAGUUGUGACAUUAAACACAGGGGUUACUGUAGUUACCAAGGGUUGCCCAGAAGCUUAAAAAACAAGAAACAAUGGCCAUAAAACAGAAGCAAUAACGAGAGAAGAAGAACGGUUAACAAACAGGCAUGAAAGGAGCUAAAGCUAACGUUAGCAUUACAAGAAAAAAGACAUGACAGUAUAGACACAGCUCACACCUGUGUGGGUAUCUGUCGUGAUCACAUGAUGAAUUCAUAAUCUGCUGUCUUCAGAUCUGAUCAACAUUGUUUUGUUUACAAACAAGCAGCCAAGGGAGGAAACAAAAAUGUAAAAUCAAACGUCCCCAACUCACAAGUGUGUGAAACAUGUUUUUCCAUGGUCAAGGUAAUGUGAUGUAAGUGCCCUCCCAUUCCUCUUUAUACCAGUCUGAGCCCUGCAGCCUCUCGAUCACUGACCAGGUGAGUCAGUCAGGUCUGUGAGGGUUCAGGACUUAGGCCUGGGGGGGGGGGGUUUGUUUUGGAGUGAACUGUCCGUGGAAGACUUUCUCAGUGUUUCAGAGGGGCCGCGAGCUCGACCUUCUCUUUGAUGUCCCAGAAUACUAAAGGAGGUUUCAUGUCGUCAGCAGAGUGUGACCUCAGCUUCCUGAUGCUUUGUUCUGUGAGUCCUUCCCUUUACGUUUACUCACCGUCCAACAUGCUCUGUGAUCGGUGCCUUUACUGUAACAGUGGUGCACACUAGCAGCAGUGCACGUCUCAGUCUUUUUCUCUUCACACCGAUGCUUGAUGGGGGAUGGACAGGCAGAUAACGACCCCCCCCCC